AAUAUCGAGACUGGGAUUUUGUAUUGACGACGAAGAAGGCGAUAAUUAGAGAAUUCGAGGCACCGAGCUUCUACACCGAAUCCACUGACAAUGGAAUCCUAUUAAAACUAGACAAAUUCAUCGUCGACAUUCAUGCAGAUAUGGAGUUUUCGUUAAAGAAUUUAUUUUUCGGCCUCCCGAUCUGGCCACUAUCAAAAUUCAACAUUGGGCCGAAGAUUUGGUUCCCCUCAAAAAUCCCAUUUUUCUUCGACAUUUUUGGAGGUGUGAUAAAUCGCGUGGUACAGAAUUUGCUCAGAACAGAGAUUUGUAACUCCUUGGAAAACGUGGUGAAGCCCAGUAUCUUUGGCGAGCACUCAUUUCCGGUGGAAACGCAAUACGGAGAUCGGCGUGAGUAUCUCGUACAAACGCCACUAUUCAACGUGCUCCAUACCGAAAACUUUUCUGAAGCCCAGUUCGCUUUUGACCUCCAAUUUUUGAGGGAGAAAUGCCCGUAUGAGCCACCAAGGCGAACUACCAGCUCGAUUCCAUACCCAUCCACAAAGUCUAAUGGAUCCCUGGCGACUCUAGUGCUGACUUUCUCCUGCGAUCUGAGUGGUCGUUUGAAUAGAACGGUCUUAUUGGGAGGGAUCUCUAAUAUUCAAGCUGAUAUUCGGCAGACGCACUCGGUGAUUGGAUAUUUGUACCCGGAGAGGCUCCAAACCUUCAAAAAACACGCUGAUCAG
Mesorhabditis spiculigera is the source of this 722-nucleotide messenger RNA. The record is from the annotation of a GenBank genome assembly. NCBI's taxonomy places the organism in Eukaryota, Metazoa, Nematoda, Chromadorea, Rhabditida, Rhabditidae.